UUAUAAGUCUACAUAAUUUCCUAUUAGAUUCUAAAUUGCCUCAGGAAGGCAAGCUUUGGAGUGACAAAGCAAUAUAUGGCAGUACAGAAAAUAAUCAAUGAAAGCUGCAGAGUGAACCUUACUAAAGUAAACGUUGCAAACAUCUGAUUCAGAGGACACCUCAACACAUUUGAUAACAGUUGUCCAAGAUUUAGUAUAACUGCUGCGUAUUCUUUUGUUUGGUGGAUUUAGAUCUCAUAUAUCCUUCCAGGGUUCAAUAGUAUCAGGCACUCUUCUGUAGUAGAGUAGUUGCAAUAUUUAGGCCAAUAUUGGAAUAUCUGAUGAUAGCAGAGUCUAUAUAAGCUAUUGGGUACAGUCCUGCUGUAUUGAUCAGUUCUACUCCAAGAAUCCAAUACUUUAUAUGAAGUCAAUAGUAAAAGAGGAUUAUACUUUCUGAAGAUCUAUACUGGCAGCAUUGGAGCAUCCAGCUCAGACGUACAACUGUAUUUCGCCUGUACAGAGCUUCAAAAUUUCAUUCUCACAUUUUCGUGAGGGAUUCAGUAGGAAUAUGAAUUUUUUAAGGAGGAGAUUUAGUUCAGGGGAUUUACAAGGGGAGCUUAAAGAUGAUGAUGAUGCAUCACUUAGUAUAUUAAACAGUUUUAAAAAAGGACCCAGCCCAAGUGCCCCAAGUUCCCCUUCAAAAUCCACCACAUCAGUUGGAAACAUAACACGUGGAUUAUUUUCAUCCGCUACACAACAACGACAAGUUUAUAACAAGGAUAGGUGUAAAACAUUACUUGUAAUAGAUGACCCACACACAGAUUGGUCAAAAUACUUUAGGGGAAAGAAAAUAUUUGGAGAUUGGGAUAUAAGGGUUGAACAGGCAGAGUUCUCAGAAAUCAACCUGGCAGCAUACUCAGACACAGGAACAAUGGUAGACAUCCAGGUGACACGCAAUGGGACACGUGUUGUCAGGUCAUUUAAGCCCGAUUUUGUACUCAUACGGCAAUAUGUUCGCGAUGCAAACUCCUCUUGGAAGAACAUCAUCUUAGGCCUUCAGUAUGGUUGCGUCCCAAGUCUCAACUCCCUUCACUCCAUAUACCAAUUCAUGGAUAAACCAUGGGUGUUUGCACAUUUAAUACAAGUCCAGAAGCGUUUAGGAAAAGACAAGUUCCCACUAAUCGACCAAUCGUAUUAUCCAAAUCAUAGGGAAAUGUUGAUAUCACCUCGCUUCCCUGUUGUUGUGAAGAUAGGACAUGCCCACGGAGGUCUAGGCAAGGUUAAAGUGGACAACCACCAUGACUUCCAAGAUGUUGCAAGUGUUGUAGCUGUAACCGAUUGCUAUUCAACAACUGAACCAUUUGUAGAUGGCAAAUUUGACAUCCAUAUACAGAAAAUAGGCAAUAAUUACAAGGCAUUUAUGCGAAAAUCUAUAUCUGGCACUUGGAAAGCUAACACAGGAUCAGCCAUGUUGGAACAGAUACAAAUGAAUGACAAGUAUAAGCUCUGGGUGGAUGAAUGCAGUCAAUUGUUUGGUGGGCUUGAUAUUUUAGCUGUAGAGGCAAUACAAGGGAAGGAUGGAAAGGAGUACAUCAUUGAGGUGAAUGACUCAUCACUGACCUUAUUAGGAGAGACGCAAGAAGAGGACAGACGUCACAUAGCAGAAAUAGUUAUGCAGAAAAUGCAGAUAUAUUGUAAACCAAUUCAGACAAUGAGCAAGACCACGAGUGCACACAUGUUAGGAAACUAUACUGGACCAUUAAAUGGCUCGGCCCAAGUGGGGAGUACAUCUCCCACCCCACAGCGUAUGCACCAACCUCCUGGGCCUGGGGGGCAGCCUAGAGCACCUGGGGGUCAGCAGCAGCAGCAGCAGCAGCAACAGCAGCAACAACAAGCACAGAGACCCCAGGGGCAACAACAGGGUCAGGUGUCUCCUAGACCACCAGGAGAAGGCCAACCACAGCAUUUGCAACGUUCCCCGCCCCAAAAUAAUGGUGCUGCCCGGCCAACCACCACACAGCCACCCCAGCAGCCACGUACAGCCCCACCCACACAAGCAGAGGUCGACAGUAUUGCCAGAGAUAUAGAGGGCAGCAGCGGAGAGACUGACGAUACUAUGAAAAACUUACGAAAUACAUUUGCUGGCAUUUUUGGAAAUAUGUGAUUUUUAUAAUCAGUAGAUUUACACCGUAACUUGAUUGUUUUUCACUGCCAAUUACCAUGCUGCAAUCAUAUUGUAAUCACACAAUGGUCAGACAAAGACCUAAAUUCCAGUCUCCGGGGGGGAACAUUUGAUAGAGUAACGCAUGUUUUGUAAUACAUAGGCGCAAACCAACUUCACAUUGGAACUAGAUAAAGAUGUACAUCAUAACACCAGUGUAACAAAUGGUUCCCAUUAUACAUGACUCAUACUGGCCUUGAUUGCAAAUAUGAGGCCUUCUGGGAUAUGAUGUACCUUGUUGGAAAUAUGAGGCCUUCUGGGAUAUGAUCUACCUUGAUUGCAAAUAUGAGGCCUUCUGGGAUAUAAUUUCCUUGAUGGCAAAUGUGAGGCCUUCUGGGAUAUGAUCUACCUUGAUUGCAAAUAUGAGGCCUUCUGGGAUAUAAUUUCCUUGAUGGCAAAUAUGAGGCCU
Owenia fusiformis is the source of this 2609-nucleotide messenger RNA. NCBI's taxonomy places the organism in Eukaryota, Metazoa, Annelida, Polychaeta, Sabellida, Oweniidae. The record is from the annotation of a GenBank genome assembly.